AUGCCUUCUGCUCCCAAGGGCGGAAGUGAGCAGCCGCCCGACAAGCCUGCCAGGUCUGGAAAGGAUAGCAGGAAGCCCCGCAAGGAAAAGCGCCAGCUGGUGCGCUGGGACGGUGAUCUUGAUACCCUGCUGCUCCUCACGGUGCAGUCGGCAUGCAACCUGACCGGGGUCAAGAUUCCCUGGGAGAAGGUUGCCGAGCUCAUGGGAGAGAAGUUCACGGAGGGUGCUAUUGUCCAGCACCUGUCAAAGCUGCGCCUUCGCCGCGAGGCAGCCAAUCAACGUGUGCCUCCGCCAUUGCGCCGCUCUGUUACAGCGGCUGCUGCUAGUAGCAAAGGGACUCCCAAGGCAGCAAAAAAGGAUACGCACAAGCCCAGGGGCCCUACUGCUGACGAUGAUUCCUCGGAUGACCUGGACGCCCAGGAAGAGGAUGAAUCGGAUCCGGAGUACAUCCAGAACAAAAAGACGCACAAGUUCAGAAAAUUUUCCAUUGUCAGCCCCAAGAAGCGCCAGGCAUCGACUCAAAAGCCCAAGGCGGAGGGAGAUGACGAUGACGACCUUAUGUGUGGCGGAGCCCCCUUUCUUCGAUUGAAGCAGUCUGAGCUUAAAUCUGACCAUUCCAACAGCGAUGACGAGGAUUAUGGUGAUGAGGAUGAUGACGAGGAGGAGGCGGCUGACAACGGAGAUGUUGAUGAUUCAGAGUUCUCUUCAGGAACCAAGAUGAAGGUCGAACAGCCAAGUCCCAUUCCUUGGCGAUCGCGCGUUGUCAAGCUUCCAAUGGGCCGACGUCUGGACGAGAAGGCACUAAGGGAGAUUCGUCGCAUGGCCGAGCCGAGCCCGCCCCCUACGGAUCUUAUGCCGCCUUCGGCUCUUAUGCCGCCAUCUUCCGGCAGUCAGGGUCGAAGCGUCAGGACCAACGAACCGGCGUUGAUGUAUGGGACUCCGGAUACCUGGUAUUCUGAUACUGCGGCCAUCGGGCAGCAGUUGCACCACUACCCGUUCACCCCUGGAUACAGUACUACUCACCCGAACCCGAUUCAAAGCAACAUCGAUCCUCUUCUCCUGGGUAGUGAUAUGCAGGGAUCUUACCCGUGGUCUGUGGGAGGUCUCUAUGGACCCCAGUAUCCAGCCAGAGCUGGCCCUCCCCUUUCAAGAACAAUGCCGCAGCCAUGGGGACCGGAGUACAACACCGGGGGUAUCAAUGCGACGACCAUGGACUGGGCGCUUAAUCCUACUAACUUCCAGGAGGGCGACGGUCGCGAAAAUAAAGGUAGUCACCAACAGCAGGACGGCAUGGAGGAGUAUUGA
This is a messenger RNA of Penicillium canariense, 1305 nucleotides long. RefSeq lists its product as uncharacterized. Bases 1 to 1305 code for a protein of 434 amino acids. The record is from RefSeq and is a predicted model, not a curated record. The transcript has 2 exons. NCBI's taxonomy places the organism in Eukaryota, Fungi, Ascomycota, Eurotiomycetes, Eurotiales, Aspergillaceae.